AUGUACCUAUCUAGGGGUGUUAGAGUUGGUGUUUACUCCCCCUGGAUUUCACAUUUGCUCUUUGCGGACGACUGCAUUGUCUUCUCAGAAGCAUCGCAAGGAGGGGCUGGUAGAUUGAUGGAGGUUUUGAAUAGAUACAACCAAGGCUCGGGACAAUUAGUAAACAAAGAAAAGUCUGCUGCUUUCUUUAGUAAGAAUUGUUCCCAGGAUACAAAGACUGAAGUAUGCCAGGAGUUGGAUAUACAUAAGGAGGCGCUGGCAGAGAGAUACCUUGGCUUGCCAACAGAAUCGGGAAGGAGUUUGAGUGGUUUAUUUGAAUUCCUACCGGCACAGGUUAGAAGAAGAGAAGCGCUGCAACAUGGGUUGAUUAAGAGAGUGGUUGAUGGAAACACUACUGAAAUCUGGAGAGACAGGUGGAUUGCAAACCACUUUGAUGGCCGACCGAUUACUCCCCAGGAAGACCAGGUUAUUACAACGGUUUCAGAGUUACUGAAUGCGAAUGGUGAUUGGAAUAUAGAGACAGUCAGGGGCUGUUUUCUCAAAAUAGAUGCAGAAGCAAUCCUCAGGCUUCCGGUAGGACAAGGUGAUCAUGAUGUCUGGGCCUGGGAUAUGGAAAAAUCCGGGAUUUACUCGGUUAAAACUGCAUACAAGCUUCUGUACAAGAUCAAAGUGGAAGAUCAAGAUUGUGGUGAUCCAGAAGAAUCUAUCCAACAUGCGCUGAUAGGGUGUUCGGUGGCCAAAAGAUUUUGGCAUCAAGUCCGGCUGGGGACAGGGGUGAAAGUUCCAGGCCUGAACCCGGAGACUUGGGCCACUGAUAUCAUCUCGGGCAUCUGCUCUGAACGGGACAUAGCGAUCAUUCUCUGUAGUAUGCGGGCUCUAUGGAUGAUGAGAAACAAGAGGCGCCAUGGUGAGCAGCCGAUGAACGAUCACCAAGCUGUGACGUGGGCGAGAGACACAGCGCAUGACCUAUGGUAG
Molecule: messenger RNA, 975 nt
Organism: Miscanthus lutarioriparius
Lineage: Eukaryota; Viridiplantae; Streptophyta; Magnoliopsida; Poales; Poaceae
Source: the annotation of a GenBank genome assembly